GCCUGUGAUCGUGCAGUCCCGGGGGCUGGAUGGCAUGCUGGACCCAAGCUCAGCUCAGCGUCUGGGCCCAAUAAAGGCUUUUCCAAAGGAGCAGCUUUCUGUCCUGGCCACACGGAGGUGCACAGCGUAAUGUCCAUGUUGUUCUACACUCUGAUUAUAGCGUUUUUGAUCGGCAUACAGGCAGAACCACAAGAAGAGAGCAAUGUCCCAGCAGGACACGCCAUCUCCCAAGCCCACUGGACUAAACUUCAGCAUUCCCUCGACACAGCCCUCCGCAGAGCCCACAGUGCCCCGGCUGGGGUGAUCGCCGCCAGGGUGGCAGGGCAGACUUACAACAUCACCGUGGACCCCAGACUCUUUAAAAAACGCAGACUACGUUCACCCAGAGUGCUGUUUAGCACUCAGCCCCCGCCUGUCACCAUCGAGGCGCAGGACCUGGACUUGGAGGCCGGUAGCGCCGCCCCGUUCAACAGGACUCACAGGACCAAGCGGUCCGCCGAAUCCACUCACCCCAUUUUCCACAGGGGGGAAUUCUCCGUGUGUGACAGCGUCAGCAUGUGGGUUGGGGAUAAGACCACCGCCACAGACAUCAAGGGCAAGGAGGUAAUGGUGUUGAAAGAAGUGAUCAUUAAUAACGUUGUAUACAAACAAUACUUUUUUGAGACCAAGUGCCAGAACCCCAAUCCCGUGGACAACGGCUGCAGGGGCAUUGACUCCAAGCACUGGAACUCAUAUUGUGCCCCCAAUUACUCCUUCACCAGGGCACUGACCUUGGAUGACAGGCAGACAGCCUGGCGGUUCAUCCGGAUCAACACAGCCUGCGUGUGUGUCAUCAGCAGGAAGACUGGGAGAAGAGCCUGA
Molecule: messenger RNA, 861 nt
Organism: Elephantulus edwardii (Cape elephant shrew)
Lineage: Eukaryota; Metazoa; Chordata; Mammalia; Macroscelidea; Macroscelididae
Gene: NGF
Product: nerve growth factor (beta polypeptide)
Exons: 2
Coding region: 130-861 (243 amino acids)
Biological process (GO): cell surface receptor protein tyrosine kinase signaling pathway; positive regulation of collateral sprouting; positive regulation of peptidyl-serine phosphorylation
Molecular function (GO): nerve growth factor receptor binding; growth factor activity
Source: RefSeq, a predicted model, not a curated record